Messenger RNA from Macrobrachium nipponense, 570 nucleotides. RefSeq names its product histone H3.v1-like. The record is from RefSeq and is a predicted model, not a curated record. NCBI's taxonomy places the organism in Eukaryota, Metazoa, Arthropoda, Malacostraca, Decapoda, Palaemonidae. Bases 1 to 570 code for a protein of 189 amino acids. The transcript is spliced from 2 exons.
AUGAGGGGCUCUGAGGAGGAGGAUGAUCCAGAUUCUGGCCGGAAAGAAUUUGAAGAAGAAGAAGAAGAAGAAGAAGAAGAAGAAGAAGAAGAAGAAGAAGAAGAAGAAGAAGAAUGUGUAGAAGUUAAAGAAGAAGGAGAGAAGGCCUCCUUCCUAAUUAUACCCGUCUACGGCUCCAUGAUCCAGCUGCGACGAGAGAAGACAACACUACAUCCUUCAGGCCAGCUGGAAGGAGAAGAAGAAAGAGAGGAGAGAAAUAAAAAGAGAAUAGAUACAUACAAACACAGAGGACAAGCAGCUUCCCAAGGAACCCCCCGUCCAGACAUUGAUGCCGCCCUCCAGCGCCUACAGCAGAAGGAUUACCGCAAGAGAGAAAGUGGAAUACUUAAGAAACUUGUGAGGCUUAAUGGAGGAAGUUUGAAAAUUCCCCGAAAAAAGAAUGAUUUCAUCAACCUCACGGAAUAUAAACCGACACCCGAAGAAGAAGAUCUCCUUAAUCUUGGGCUCAAUACCCACAUGACAAAAAGCCAAACCACACGCCAAGCGCCUGGAGGUCGAAGUCCUCCUUGA